This is a messenger RNA of Rhinolophus ferrumequinum (greater horseshoe bat), 304 nucleotides long. RefSeq names its product colipase like 2 (gene CLPSL2). Gene Ontology annotation, molecular function: enzyme activator activity. Gene Ontology annotation, biological process: response to food; lipid catabolic process; digestion. The coding region runs from base 1 to 303 and encodes 100 amino acids. Gene Ontology annotation, cellular component: extracellular region. Lineage: Eukaryota; Metazoa; Chordata; Mammalia; Chiroptera; Rhinolophidae. The record is from RefSeq and is a predicted model, not a curated record. The transcript has 3 exons.
AUGGCCGCUGCCUUCUUGCUCCUCGCGGGGGUCCUGCUCCCCUGCUGGGCUGCGUUCCCGCAGGUUAAAAGGCGGGCAACGAAGAUGAAUGGAGCUGGGUGCGCCCACCACGCUGAGUGCUUCAGUGACUGCUGCCUCAUGGACUUGGACCACGGUGGUGCCUUCUGUGCCCCCAAGACCAAAAUAGCCACAGUAUGCUUGCCCCAGACCAAGGGAGCCGCCAACAUAAUAUGCCCCUGCCAAAGGGGCUUGAGUUGCAUAUCCAAGGACGAGAUGUGUCCCCGCCGGUGCCGUUUGAUUUAGA